AUGCUUCUUGACGUCUCACGGGCGCCCGGCGAGCACACCUCCCUGGACGGCAUCCAAGAGCUGCAGGACGCCGGGGAGGGAAAGAAGAUUGGCACACUCAAGGCGCAAUACAACAACCUCACCACGCUGAACAUUUCCACAACGUUGGCAACGGCGCUCCAGCACGUCACUUCACUGACGGUGUCUUAUAAUUGCCUAAGCACCCUACAGGGACUGGAGGCCUUUCCUCUUGUGGAGUUUCUUGAUUUGAGUCACAAUUCGUUGCGGGUGCUGGAUGCCCAUUCCACUUCCAUACUGCGUCGAUUGAGAUUCCUUUGCCGCUGCGACUUCUCUUAUAACGAAAUCCGUCUCAUUGACUUCGACACGCCUCUGCACGGCGGAAGCAGCAAAGAAAAUGGGGCACUCGGGAGUGGCGAUUGGUUUGAUAACGCCACGCUGAAUGAACUCACGGUGCUGAAUCUGGCACACAAUCAACUUAUUGACGUUCCGGACCUUCGUUGUAUGCCUUUACUUGAGGAAUUGAACCUGGAGUACAAUCGUAUUGAGCAAUUGACGGAUCUUGAGAGCCGCCUCCCUCUUUUGGCGCUUACAUCCCUGUCGAUUGCCCAUAAUGGACUGCGGUCACUGCAGGAUUUUCUUCCACUCACAGUUCUUGCGGAAACAUUGAAGGUCUUGUUUUUUAGGGGAAAUCCCUGCACAAAUAACGCCACCGUCACCAAGGGAUGCGCUGUGCGGCCCUGGCUGCUGUGGAUUCUGCCGCAAUUAGAGGUCAUCGAUGAUGUUCCACUCACCCAAGAGGAGUGUCAGACGGCGGCACAAAUGUUCCGGCAACACGGGGAGCUUAGUUACGAGGCGAUGGAUGUGAUGAACAGCCAUCACGGUCUGCAGCUCGAGGCAUACCUGCAGAAGUUUUCGUCCCCCCCUCAGGCACAGAGUGCGAGGCUUGUUGGAGACAUGAUGCCGGGAAGGAAAAUGGAGCAAUCCACGGCCUCAUUGAUGGGGGCGGGAUCGUCGGUCUCUCCAUCUCUAGGAGGCAUGGCGGCCCGUUUACCGAAUAUGGCGGGCGCACCAAAAAUGGGUGCCGGUGCCAGUGACAGUUUUUUGCGGCCGCAACCCGCCGAGACGGUGCUGCCAAUGAUGCAAAAGAAGCUGAAGCAGCUGUCCGGCGUCGUGGAGGUGCUAUGGAAGGAGAGUAUGUCACGACGUGUGUUUGCCACGGUUGUGAUACAAAAGUACGUGCGGGGAUUUCUUACACUUCUGCAUUUGCCAGCAUCCAUUCAAGGGCGCUGCGCACGCAUUAGAAAUAAUCUUCGCCGCUCGUUUUCUAGAUAUUCAUUGCUCCCGCCAUCCCCACCACCACAACAGCAACAGCAACAGACGACGAGGACGAUGGCCCCAAAUGCGAAUGUGAGCGAGGCUCAACGAUCCCACAACAACGGCCGUGACCCAAACGAGUAUGCGGUUUUGGUAAAACAAUUGAGAGCUUUGGAGUCCCAAGUGCGUCACAUGUCGGGUCUGAUGGGUGAGUUCCGUCAAUUUUUGAAUCAGAGGAGAAACGCAGCUGCUAUCACGAUUCAAAAGCACUACCGCGGCUACGUUGAUAGGAGGCAUUGGAGCCGUCUCAAGAAGCUAUACGACGAGUUUGUUGCUUCAUUGCGGCCGGAAGUUGUCAUGAUACAACGUGUAUGUCGCGGGUACCUUAGCCGCGUGAGGCUGAUGCGGUGUUGCAAGAAAACACGGGAAAUACGGCUGCUGCAGGCGGAGGUCACGCAACUUCGUUGCACCGUUGAGGAAAUGCAGGCGUUUAUUGAGCAGAGCCGGCGGCGGCAGCGGCUGGAGCGGUACGCCGAUCCCGAGAAGGCGAUGGAGGACAUCGUCUCCACGUACACCACCUCACGAGUCUCUCAGUCACACGAGUAG
Trypanosoma cruzi is the source of this 1920-nucleotide messenger RNA. Its product is annotated as leucine-rich repeat protein (LRRP), putative. The coding region runs from base 1 to 1920 and encodes 639 amino acids. The record is from RefSeq and is a predicted model, not a curated record. The transcript has a single exon. Gene Ontology annotation, molecular function: protein binding. Lineage: Eukaryota; Euglenozoa; Kinetoplastea; Trypanosomatida; Trypanosomatidae.